Messenger RNA from Artibeus jamaicensis (Jamaican fruit-eating bat), 3380 nucleotides. It is a transcript of the gene HOXB3, whose product is annotated as homeobox B3. The transcript has 2 exons. The coding region runs from base 1 to 1275 and encodes 424 amino acids. The record is from RefSeq and is a predicted model, not a curated record. Gene Ontology annotation, cellular component: nucleus. Gene Ontology annotation, biological process: regulation of transcription by RNA polymerase II. Gene Ontology annotation, molecular function: DNA-binding transcription factor activity, RNA polymerase II-specific; RNA polymerase II cis-regulatory region sequence-specific DNA binding. NCBI's taxonomy places the organism in Eukaryota, Metazoa, Chordata, Mammalia, Chiroptera, Phyllostomidae.
AUGCAGAAAGCCACCUACUACGACAACACCGCGGCUGCACUCUUCGGAGGCUACUCCUCAUACCCUGGCAGUAAUGGCUUCGGCUACGACGGUGCCCCCCAACCCCCCUUCCAGGCCGCCACGCACCUGGAGGGCGACUACCAGCGCUCAGCAUGCUCGCUGCAGUCCCUGGGCAACGCCGCCCCGCAUGCUAAGGGCAAGGAGCUCAACGGCAGCUGCAUGAGGCCUGGCCUGGCCCCUGAGCCCCUGUCUGCCCCGCCCGGCUCACCCCCGCCCAGCGCUGCACCUACCAGUACCACUAGCAACAGCAGCAAUGGGGGCGGGUCCGGCAAAAGCGGCCCCCCCAAAUGUGGUCCUGGCUCCAACUCCACCCUCACCAAACAGAUAUUCCCCUGGAUGAAAGAGUCGAGGCAGACGUCCAAGCUGAAAAACAGCUCCCCCGGCACAGCGGAGGGCUGCGGUGGCGGCGGAGGAGGAGGCAGUGGUGGCGGGGGCGGUAGCAGCGGGGGAGGGGACAAGAGCCCCCCGGGGUCUGCGGCGUCCAAGCGGGCGCGGACGGCAUACACGAGCGCGCAGCUGGUGGAGCUGGAAAAGGAGUUUCACUUCAACCGCUACCUGUGCCGGCCGCGCCGCGUGGAGAUGGCCAACCUGCUGAACCUCAGCGAGCGGCAGAUCAAGAUAUGGUUCCAGAACCGGCGCAUGAAGUACAAGAAAGACCAGAAAGCCAAGGGCCUGGCCUCGUCGUCCGGGGGCCCCUCCCCCGCCGGCAGCCCGCCGCAGCCCAUGCAGUCCACAGCCGGCUUCAUGAACGCCUUACACUCCAUGACCCCGAGCUAUGAGAGCCCGUCCCCUCCCACCUUCGGCAAAGCCCACCAGAAUGCCUACGCGUUGUCCUCCAACUACCAGCCCCCUCUCAAAGGCUGCGGCGCCCCACAGAAGUACCCCCAGACUCCGGCGCCUGAUUACGAGCCCCAUGUCCUCCAAGCCAACGGGGGCGCCUACGGGACGCCCACUAUGCAGGGCAGCCCAGUGUACGUGGGCGGGGGUGGAUACGCGGAUCCGCUGCCGCCCCCUGCCGGCCCCUCCCUCUAUGGCCUCAACCAUCUUUCCCACCACCCCUCGGGGAACCUGGACUACAACGGGGCGCCCCCUAUGGCCCCCAGCCAGCACCAUGGACCCUGCGACCCCCACCCCACCUACACAGACCUCUCCUCUCACCAUGCGCCUCCUCCUCAGGGUAGAAUCCAAGAAGCGCCCAAGUUAACACACCUGUAAUGGGAGAGGGAGGGCAGACGGGUGAGGUCAAGGGGACAGGCCUAGCAGGGCAGGAGAUCUGAAGGAGGAGGCAGGGAAGUGAUAGCCAGGCUUCCUGGGAAGAACAGGCCUGGAGCUCCUUCCCCUCCUGGCCUGAAAAGUUGCUUUUCAAAAUCCUCCAGCUCUUGUUCCAUUUGCCUGCCAACCCACUGGAAAGGAGCCCACAGCAGACUGGAGAUAACCCCAUCAACCUUAGGCCUCCAGCAAUACCCAGUUGGAAUUCCACGCUUGGGAGUGGGGUAGAGGAAGGGAUAAAUAGAAAAACAAGGCAGAGAAGCACAUUUUAAAAAACAGACAAGAUGGCUAGGCCAUCACCAACCAACCAACUUACCUUCAGUCUCUGUGGGUAAUUCCCCCAAAUCUUUUUUUUUUUUUUCUCUUGCAAUUCUCCUUUAAAAAGAAUUAGGAAACAUUUCAAAACCAGGGGCACUAACUACGCUCCCCUCCCACUUCCCUGAAGCCUCAAAUUUCCUCCCAUCUAUUUGAGAUUAAUUGGGCACUCCUUUCUGGCCCCAUAUUUUUCUGCUCUAGGACAUUAAUAUCUAUACCCCGCCCCCAACAAUGACAGUUUUCAGAGGGCUCAGGGAUGGUGAGAGAUCUUGAAAGUCAGAGCUGUCUAUAUUAUAAAUAUAUCUAUAUUUUUCUUUUAUGGAAAAGCUGGGAGGUGAGGGCAGGCAAAUUGUCAGGACUGAAGGUUUGCCCAUUUUGCUCCUUCCCACUCAGCUCCAGGUCCAUCCCGCUCUUUCCACAGAAAGCAAUCGGAGACACGAGGUUCUUCUACACUUUUCUUUUCUUCUGUUGCUCUCUUGACUUAACGUGAAAACAGGGUAUAUUUUAACAAACUGUCUGUCCCAGGCAGGGGCUGAGGCUGGUGCCUCGCUCAGCCCUCUGACAGGACACUUUUGUUGCACUUAGAGUUUACAUUCUAAUGGAUAUAAAAACAACUGUGAGAGAUGACUGGGCCUGCAGGAGUCCAGCAUCGCUCAAAAAGUGUGUGUUCUAGUGAACAUUUUCAUAUAUAUUUAUUGGUCAUAGCCUGUUAAAAUAUUUUCUUUUUUUGUAUUAUUUAUCCCCUUACGUUAUGUAUUUAUAUGAGGGAAAAAAAGGAAAAAAAAAAACCUGUACUUUUUUUAGUAUUUACUUGUUCUAAAGGACGUGUUUCCUGUCAUGUAAAACCAGCUAUUUUAGUUAUUAUUGUACUCUAGAAAAGAGCUGUAGAUUUAUGUUCCACUCGUACUUAUGAGCAAUUGUAAUUAGUUCUAAAAGGCAUGAGCUCAGCUCCUAAUUGUCAUUGUAUAGUCCUGGAUUUGUAGAAUUAGAGUUAAUUCCCUCUCAGAAGUUUCUUUGUUCUUCCGUAGUUACUUUUUUCCUUACUUAAAAGGGUUGUCUGUCAAACAAUUCUUGAAUAAACUUUCUGUUAUCAAUUUUAUCUUGUCCUGGUGGUCCAAUUUAGAUAGCAGAGGGGGGCUGCCCACUGCCAAAUUUCCCCCAAGGGAACAAGGACACCGAAGACCCUGUCCUGGACUUUCUGUCCAUUGCUCAGGCGCCUACCUCCUCUUGCCGUGUCUCCUGUUCAUAUAGCUUUUCUCCCAGGGACCUGGAAUAUACUGCCAAGUUCUCGAGCUAAAAUUUAAGUAAGAAGUUGCAGGGAAGGAGGACUCUUGGGUGUUCUCUCUAGGACUGUCUGUUUGGCUUCUUUGACUCUCUGUUUUUCUCAUUCAUUGACCUUUUGUCUCCUCGCUCCUUGGGCCACAACUUCCUGGCCCUCCCUGCUGCCCACCCCUUCCCAAAUAGCAACAACGACAACAACGACGACGACCACGACAACCAAAAAUGGGCCCGAUUACUGCUCCUUCCAGGCAACCUAAACUUCACCGUUUUCUUCCGGAGCUACAGAACAGUGGUCACGUGACCUGAAACCCAACCACCAUUGGGUCUAAAAUGAAAACAAAGAAAAAUGAUUAAUCUAAGAAAAAAAAAAAAAUCUGAGGCCUAGACUUCUCAGGUCAAACCUUAAAACCAAAGUGAAAUUAAACCACUAAAUAAAACGGGGGGUGGGGGUGGUG